Molecule: messenger RNA, 1878 nt
Organism: Zasmidium cellare ATCC 36951
Lineage: Eukaryota; Fungi; Ascomycota; Dothideomycetes; Mycosphaerellales; Mycosphaerellaceae
Exons: 1
Coding region: 1-1878 (625 amino acids)
Biological process (GO): membrane protein proteolysis
Cellular component (GO): membrane; cytoplasmic side of endoplasmic reticulum membrane; lumenal side of endoplasmic reticulum membrane
Molecular function (GO): aspartic endopeptidase activity, intramembrane cleaving
Source: RefSeq, a predicted model, not a curated record
AUGGCUUACACCGGCAGCCUCAGCGAGGCUCUGCAGAAGGCGGCGGACUACCUUGAAGAGAACCAACGAUUCCUGCCGAUGUACCUCCACCUACUCGUGUCCGCCCUCUUCCCAAUCUACGCAGGCGCCCAUGCUUCUCUCUCGCGGCCAUUGUCUGCCGGCAGAUCCAAGAAAAAGCCAAAGGACGACAUCGACGAGGAUGACGAAGAAGAGGAAGAGGACGAUGUGCAGAAGAUGGAGGGUUUGAGCAAUAGGGAUGCCAUUGUGUUCCCAAUCACUGCUGGCGUAGUGCUCGCUUCCCUAUACUUCCUCAUCAAGAAGUUUGGAGCGAACCUGAUCAAUUUGGUCUUGGGAGUCUACUUCUCUUUGAUCGGAACGUAUAGCGUUGGCAAGAUCAUCAACGAUGCAUGGACGACGAUUGAGAGCUUUGUCAGCCCAACCUACUACGUAGACCAAGGGAAGCUGUGGAAGGUCAAUAACAGUGAGCGCAAGGUGAUUGCGGUGGACACCAAGGGCAAGAGUGACAUGCAGAGAUCCUCUCCUCUAACUGGACCGCUUGGUCGUCUCCCACUACCAGAACCGCUACUUAGCCUUGCCUGGAGCUUGAAAGACUUGACGAAGCAGAAGUUCAAGGUCAAGGGCUAUCUGAAAGAUCACUUCGACUUCAGCGUGGUGUUGACCCGCCACAAUGCCAUCUCGUCAGUACUGGGCGCUUCUGCCAUCGCGUAUUCGAUCCUCGUCGGCAAGCCAUGGUGGCUCACCAACCUCCAAGGCUUUGCAGUCUCGUACGGUGCCUUGCAGCUCAUGUCGCCGACUACUUUCGUCACGGGAUCGUUGAUCUUGACUGGUCUCUUCUUCUAUGAUAUCUGGGCUGUCUUCUUCACUCCAUUGAUGGUCACGGUGGCCAAGAAUCUUGAUGUGCCGAUCAAGCUCGUCUUUCCGAGGCCAGAUGAGCCAGGUGCGCCCGGUGAGCCUCCUAUCAAGAGCUUCAGCAUGCUUGGACUUGGUGACAUUGUGCUGCCUGGUCUCAUGAUUGCUCUUGCUCUCAGAUUCGAUCUGCAUACUUUUUACCUUCGCAAACAAAAGACCAAACCGGAGUCGAUCGAUGAACAUGGCGAAAAGGAGGUCGAGUUUGCUCCGUACGUUGCAGCGACCGGCCACUGGGGCGACAAGUUUUGGACAAGAGGCGCUACUUCAUCUUCAUCACUCCGCGCUGUAAUGCCUGAGCUUCUCACAACCAGCUUCCCAAAGCCGUACUUCACUGCUACCAUGGUGGGGUACGUGUUUGGAAUGCUAUCGACGCUGAUCGUCAUGACCGUCUUUCAGCACGCGCAGCCAGCGCUGUUGUACCUUGUUCCUGGAGUAUUGAUCAGCUUGUGGGGCACUGGACUGGUGCGUGGCGAGCUCAAGCACAUGCUCGAUUACAGCGAAGCCCUCACUCUGGAUCCAGCCGAAACGAAAGACGGCAAGAAGGCCGAAACGACACCGGAAGACAACCGAUCGUUGUUUCAGUGGCUGAAAGACGAGCUACUCGGCACCGAGACGAAAUCUGAACAACAAAAGGCUCAGGAUGGCAAGAAGACGGACGAUAUCGCUGACGGCGCGGACAUGAAAUCAGCGGAGAAGAAAGUCAAGUCUUCAGGCGCCGACGACGGAGUGGUCAUCUCGCUCUACGUUACUCACCACAAGUUCAAAGGAGCGUCUGCAUCUACCCAGAUUGAGUCACCAUCGUCCGAGAAGGAUGGGCAAGCACAUCGCACAUCUGAGUCAAUCUCCGAGGACACAGUCGUGGUAUCUUCGACCGACCUGGAUGUUCCCAACGACAGCGAAUCACACAAGCGCCGCGUAACGCGCGGCAAAGGUUACAGCGAGAAGUAG